Messenger RNA from Arachis ipaensis, 369 nucleotides. The record is from RefSeq and is a predicted model, not a curated record. NCBI's taxonomy places the organism in Eukaryota, Viridiplantae, Streptophyta, Magnoliopsida, Fabales, Fabaceae.
AUGAGGGCGACGGAGGGAGCUCGUGCAACGCGAGCCGCGGCGGCGGCGACAGCGGAAAACGUCACAUCUUCAAGGGAGAGAGAUGGCAGGGAUGUCUUUCACCGCUGCCGUCGCCGCUCGUGUCGCAAGAUCUCAUCACUGACCUCAGCAACAGCCAUUCGUUGGUCAUCAUCAUCCACCGGUUCAAGAAUCACUGUACUCGUCCUAAUUCAAAUUGGAGCUUCAGGGAUAAUGAUUGAAGUUAGUGAAGGAGGAGGAGGAGUAAAAAUGGAGAGGGGAAGAGUCAAGGGGGAGAAGAGCCAAGAAAAUAUUGCUUUGAUAGCUUUGCUUCAUGAUGUUUAAAGUACAGGAACAUUUAAGAGCAGCAAU